Molecule: messenger RNA, 945 nt
Organism: Saxophila tyrrhenica
Lineage: Eukaryota; Fungi; Ascomycota; Dothideomycetes; Mycosphaerellales; Extremaceae
Exons: 4
Coding region: 1-945 (314 amino acids)
Source: RefSeq, a predicted model, not a curated record
AUGACCUCCUCGCCUAAGGCAAGAGCCCAACAGCUGAGCGAGCAGCUGGCCGCUCCUCGAAAGGACCCUGGCACAUUCGAAGGCAUACCUCGCAUACCAACCAUCGCUGGGAACUCCAAUGGCCCCCGCGCCCAGGGCAAAGUAGUCAUCAUCACCGGCUGCAACUCUCCCCUCGGCAUCGGCCGCGCCACCGCCCAUCAGUUCGCCAACAACGGGGCAAAAGCCAUCUUCAUCUCCGACUUCGACACCACGCACCUCGAAACCCACAAGCGGGAGAUCGAGUCCCUCUACCCGGGCGUGGCCAUCCACACCAGCAAGGUCGACGCCGGAGACGAGAACGACGUCAAACGCAUCGUCGACGAAGCGCUGGAGAAGUACGGCCGACUGGAUGUCUUCUUUGCCAAUGCUGGCAUCUCGAUCACCGCGGAGAGGGUGACGGACGCGGAGGCGGGGAAGUUCAUGCAGGUUAUGAAAACGAACGCUCUAAGCGUCUUCCUAGCAGUCAAACACGGUGCCCGCGGCAUGCUUCAAACCUCCUCCUCAAAGCCCUACCCCUCCGGCUCCAUCCUCGGCACAGCCUCUUCAGCCGGUCUACGCAGCAACGCCGGCGCAACAGACUACUCCGCCUCCAAAGCAGCAGUAAUCUCCAUAAUGCAAACCUCCUCCUACCAACUCGCCGGCACGGGAAUCCGCUGCAACGCCCUCUGCCCGGGCGUCAUCGAAACCGGCAUGACGUCGCGCAUGUACGACGCCGCCCGCGCCCGCGGGACGGAGAGGAAGAUCGGGCAGCUGAAUCCGCUGAUGCGCGGGGCUGUUGCGGAUGAGGUGGCGAGGGUGGCAUUGUUUUUGGGGAGCGAUGAGGCGAGUUAUGUGAAUGGGCAGGCGAUUCCGGUUUGUGGGGGGUUGACGGCGGGGCAUCCUUUCGUGCCGGGGAAGAUGGCGUAG